This is a messenger RNA of Penicillium griseofulvum, 1740 nucleotides long. RefSeq names its product Short-chain dehydrogenase/reductase SDR. The transcript is spliced from 6 exons. Gene Ontology annotation, molecular function: aldose reductase (NADPH) activity. The coding region runs from base 1 to 1740 and encodes 579 amino acids. Gene Ontology annotation, cellular component: cytosol. Lineage: Eukaryota; Fungi; Ascomycota; Eurotiomycetes; Eurotiales; Aspergillaceae. The record is from RefSeq and is a predicted model, not a curated record.
AUGCCUACAAAAUGGAAGUUGAACACUGGGGCAGAGAUACCAGCCAUUGGAUUCGGUACCUGGCAGGAUGAGGGUGCGCAGGAAGAGGCCGUAGCAGAGGCACUUAAGGCAGGAUACCGUCACAUCGACACCGCGCGCGUUUAUGGAACCGAGAAGGCUGUCGGCAGAGGCGUCAAGAAAAGCGGCAUCCCGCGCGAAGAGCUCUUCAUCACAACCAAGCUAUGGAACAACAAGCACCACCCAGACGAUGUGGGACCAGCUUUGCAGCAAUCUCUGGACGAUCUGGGAAUGGAAUACGUUGAUUUGUUCCUGAUGCACUGGCCUGUAGCCUGGAAAGCAGGCGAGGAUCUCUUUCCGAAGAAGGAUGGAAAGCCGAUUAUGGAGAAUAUCGACAUCCUCGACACCUACAAAGCAAUGGAACAGCUUCUAAAAACCGGAAAGGUGAAGGCGAUCGGUGUCUCGAACUGCGACAAGUCUGAGAUGGAGCGCCUGGUGAAGAACAGUUCUAUCGUUCCCGCUGUGCACCAGAUGGAAUGUCACCCGUGGCUGCAGCAGCAUGAAUUUACAGAAUGGCAUCGAGAGCAUGGUAUACAUGUCACCCACUAUUCGCCGUUUGGGAACCAGAACAGUAUCUAUGGCGAGAAGGGAAAGGGCGGACUCGGCAAGCUGAUCGAGGAGCCUGUGUUAGCGGAGAUAGGCGAGCAGUACAACAAAACAGGCGCCCAGGUUGCUCUUGCCUGGGGAGUCACGCAGGGCCACUCGGUGCUGCCGAAGUCCAAGACACCCAUGAGAAUCAGGGCCAACCUGGAAGGUGACUUCAAACUGAGCACACAGGACAUGGAGAAGAUUGAGAAACUCAACAAGAAGCUUCGUUUCAAUGAUAGCAGCGAUGACAAAUACAUUAUGCUACCAGCAGCCCAUGGAUUUGCGUUAGUAACCCCUGCCUCACGAGGAUUGGGGCUUGCCUUCGCACAACAGCUCCUGACCCGGACCGAGCUCCCUGUGAUCGCAACGGCCCGUAAGAACUGCAAUGAACUUCAAGAACGAUUACUUUCAAGCAAGGGCGUACCUAAAGAUGCAAAGCAGAGACUCCGCAUUCUCCAAGUUGAUGUAACAGAUGAGUCUACGAUAUCAGCAAUGGCAGACACAAUCCGCCAGGAAUAUCCGAAAAGACCACUUAGGAUAGGAUUAACAAUCCCCGGGAUUUUACAUGCGGAAAAGUCACCCAGUAAAAUCGACUCUGCCAAUGCGCUAGAGAGCUUCAAAGUCAACUCGCUCGGCCCAUUGCUACUCAUGAAGCACCUUUCCCAGUUCAUCCCAUUGAAAUCAUCACCAGAAUUCCCGACAAUAGAAGCCAGUUCUGCAAUCAACUCCCCAGGACCACUGUGGCUACCCUCACAUUCCCUCUAUGCAAUGAUGGCUGCUCGAGUCGGCUCAACAUCGGACAAUGCCUCGGGCGGAUGGUAUUCCUACCGUGCAAGCAAGGCAGCUGUCUUCCAACUGGCCAAGACUUUUGAUUUGCAUUUGCGGGCGAAGAGUGGUCAGAGGGCCAUUGCUGUGGCGUUGCACCCUGGGACUGUGCACACGGAUUUUACCAAGGAGUAUUGGGGAAGCAGGGUAAUGCUGGAGCCGGCUGAUGCGGCUGAAAAGCUGUUGGAGGUGCUUGUGGGGUUGCCAUCUGAGGCCGAAGGGGGGAGAGGGAGGUGUUGGGAUUGGAUGGGGAAGGAGAUUUUGCCGUGA